AUGCAGCAGCCGGUGCUCCUUGCCCCCGGGGUGAAGGGCAGGAAGGUGGCCGCGUUCAAGCGCGACGGCGAGCUCAAGCGAAAGGACGCCGUCUCCGGCCUCAUGCGCUCCAUCAUCGCUCCCGGUGGCGAUGCGCGGAGCGCCUUCUUCGUCCUCGAUCUCGGCGAGGUCGUCCACCUGUACAAUGCCUGGCGCCGCGCGCUCGCCGACGUGCGUCCGUACUACGCCGUCAAGUGCAACCCGGAGCCGGCGCUGCUUGGCGCCCUCGCCACCCUCGGCGCGGGGUUCGACUGCGCCAGCCGCAGGGAGAUCGAGGCCGUGCUCGCUCUCGGGGUCAAGCCCGGGCUCAUCGUGUACGCCAACCCGUCCAAGCCCGAGGCCGACAUCAAGUACGCGGCGGAGGUCGGCGUCAACCUCACCACGUACGACUCCGAGGAGGAGGUUGCCAAGGUCCAGCGCUGGCACCCCGGAUGCGAGCUCAUCCUCCGCAUCAAGGGUCCCGACAAUGCCGAGGCCAAGAUCGACCUGGGCACCAAGUACGGCGCGCAUGCCGACGAGGUGGUUCCGCUCCUCCGCGCCGCCCAGCGCGCAGGGCUGAACGUGGCCGGCGUGUCGUUCCACGUCGGGGACAGCGCGUACCGCACCGGCGCGUAUCGCGAGGCCAUGGAGGCCGCCCGGGGCGUCUUCGAUGCGGCGGCGGCCCUCGGCAUGCCGCCCAUGCGCGUGCUCGACAUCGGCGGCGGGUUCAAGGCUGGCCCCAAAUUCGACGAGGCGGCGGGAGUCAUCAGAAACGCGGUGGCGCGAUACUUCGGCGAGCUCCCAUCGGUGGAGGUUAUCGGCGAGCCCGGGAGGUGCUUGGCCGAGACGGCAUUCACGAUGGCGGCGCGCGUCAUCGGGAAGCGCACGCGCGGCGAGGUGCGCGAGUACUGGAUCGACGACGGCGUGUACGGCGCCCUGAGCUGCAUACUCAUGGACCACUAUGUGCCGCGCCCGAGGCCACUCGCUUCCAGUUGCCCCGGUGAGCAGACAUACACGUCGACGGUGUUCGGGCCGACCUGCGACUCCCGUGACGAGGUGGUGGUCGGCUACCAGCUGCCGGAGGUGAUAGUGGGGGACUGGCUCGUGUUCGACGACAUUGGCGCCUAUGCCGCCUCUACCGGCGCAAACUUCAACGGCUUCUUCACGUCCGACAUAAACACGUACUUGGCGUACUCCAGCUAA
Lolium rigidum is the source of this 1221-nucleotide messenger RNA. RefSeq names its product ornithine decarboxylase-like. The transcript has a single exon. The record is from RefSeq and is a predicted model, not a curated record. Gene Ontology annotation, cellular component: cytoplasm. Lineage: Eukaryota; Viridiplantae; Streptophyta; Magnoliopsida; Poales; Poaceae. The coding region runs from base 1 to 1221 and encodes 406 amino acids. Gene Ontology annotation, molecular function: ornithine decarboxylase activity.